Molecule: messenger RNA, 3861 nt
Organism: Paramuricea clavata
Lineage: Eukaryota; Metazoa; Cnidaria; Anthozoa; Malacalcyonacea; Plexauridae
Source: the annotation of a GenBank genome assembly
AUGAACCCAGGAAAGAAAGUUUUUCAAGCAAAAGCUCCUGAUAAGGGAAGCUUUCCAUUAGAUCAUGAUGGUAAAAAUUGUUUAUAUUUUUUGUUUUUUCUGCAUCCAAUAAUAUAUAUCCACCCCACCCCCGUCAAAAGUGAGGUGUAGGUAUUGGCAGGGGUGUUUGUAUCUCAUAUAGAGCGAAGACAUACCGAAAUUUUAUGGUUGUGUAAUUAUUCCCAGGAUGACUGUUUGUGGGGGAGGUUUAAAAAACUAGGAAGACUGGGAAGUCUGGAAAUUGUGCACCAAUUGGGCUGUGACUGGGAAGUCUGGAAAUUGUGCACCCAAGAUUUUGAAUAUCUAAUAUAUGUCUAAUAAAAUACGAAGUGACUACCCUAAACCUCCGAAUAUAAGCCCCCCCCCCCUGUGUAUAAACCCACCACAUGCACUAAUGCUCCCCUCAUUCCAAAUAUAAGCCCCCCCCCCAACUACAAGUCCCCCAAUUAAUAUAAGCCCAGUAAUUGCUGCUGAAUACAUGUUUAUUUCCCUGUUUAUGACUGACAUGUUUAUAUCUGACUUGUUUAUUACUAACACAAAAGAUCGUCCAUGUAUAAGCCCCCACGUAUAUAAACCCCCCCAUUGUAUAUAUAAGCCCAUCAAAAAUCGCUUACGAAAGUAUAUAAGCCCAGUGCUUAUAGUUGGAGGUUUACGGUAUACAGCCAGCUAUUUAGUAAACUGCUGGGUAUAUAGUGACUAUAGACUAUAGUUAUAAGAUAAACCGAUCUCUUCCCCUAACCUUUUGAGAGUUUGAAAAGGUGGAAAAAAGUUUAAGAAGUUUUAAGAAAAAAAGCUUAGUUAGACAAAACACAACCAGACCUGGACUGUGUUUCACUUUCUGCACACCGCACUUUGACCUUUACCGUAUAUGCUAAUGGCAAGCUCGGUAAAAGCUAGCGCAAACAAAAGUUUUUAUAUUUAAUUAUAGUCGCUAUAUAACUGGCAGUUUACUAAAUAGUACAGACACUGUACAGACACUUUGAAUAAAAUACAUAGAAAACAUUAAAACUGCAGGCUCUCAAUUGCACAAUACAAACUUUCCACCGAGACAGUACCUCUCUAAUAUGGAUCCAAAUUGGUACAUUUUCGUAUUGAAAAAACUUCAUACAGACAUUUCACUAUUACUGUAUAAAUACUUUGCUGUAUUCCCUAAUUAGAGAGGUCUUAUUGUAUAUAUUUACCCUAUUAUUCAGGUGAGUGCAAAGAAUUUAUGGUACAGUAUAUGAAAUGUCUUCAACAAAACAACAACAGUAACUCCAAAUGCAGACCAGAAUCAAAACGAUACUUAGAAUGUCGCAUGGAUAGGUAUGGUGUAAUCACAGGUGUAAUCAAAAUAUUUGUUAUCAGAUCAUAUUAAUGAAGACAAUGGUGACGGGUUUAGGUUGAUAAAGGGGUGGGGGAGUAGUGGGAAUGUACCCUAAUACCACCAUUUCAACUGAUAUUAAAAGUUAAAUAUUUAAAAUUUUAGUUUAACCCUUCAAGUGGCAAUGUGCUCUGAUGCAUCCUACUAUAAAUUUUACUCUGUCUAACAGUAGAUUAUUUUACUCAGUAGAUUAUUGUGUAUAAAUGCCAGACAAUUUUACUUGUCAAGGGGAGAGUGCUGGCCUUAAAUGGGAUAUUUUUUUUAUAUAUUUUUUUUAUUAACUUUACAAUCAUAUUAUAUAAAAAAUACACAUACAGCUAUGAUUGAAGGAUUGGACAACAGAACUAGAAUCGCAUACUAAGUCCAUCUAACACUAAAACACGACAUAUUACGGACUGCAAACUGGACAACGUAAAUACUGAUUUUACAGGCCUUUAUACCAUAUAAAACAUGCAAGAAUAAAUACAUAACUACACUACUGUGAAAUUAUUUGUGAGGUUCAGUUUUGACCACCACCACCACCACUAGUUAGAAACCACGAACCACUUUAUUAAGCAUGAUUGGUACCAUGCCUACUGUGUCUUCUAUGUAGAGUGCUAAUUAACUCAUUAAAGUGCAAGAAUCUUCUUGAUGAGUAAAGACUAAACUACUUGCAAAAUCUCAGAUAUUGCGUUCCAGUUUAGGUAGCAAAGAAUACAAUUUGCAGCUUAUGUAUAUGAUGCAACUACCCAGGCCACCCUGGGAAUAGCAUGCAAUUACAAAAUACUCCUUGGUAUGCAGCUCAGCUUAUCAGGAAUUGCGAUUUGCCACAUGCCAUUAAGCUGCAAAUGUAAAAUAUAUUUAUAAAGACCCUUAUAUGACCUACACUAUAUACUGUACAUUUCAAUUAUGAUUAUGAAGCAUAUUAAGUGACUUUGAAAAAGUCCAAUACAAAUAUUUUGUAUUAUGGGAUGAUGACCUGAUUACCUGAAAACUAAGAACAUAUUUUUAAGUUUACUGAUAUUAUAAUUUAACUGGUAUUUUCAGGGAGCUUAUGACCAAAGAAGAUUUUGAACUGUUGGGGUAUAAAAAGGAAAAUUCAUGAGUCCUUUCUCAACACUGACACUGUCUGUUUUGAAUAAAUAAGAUAAAUCCAUUUUUCGCAGAAGUCUAUAAACAAGAGCAUUUUUGAAUCGAUUGUAUGUCCACAAGUAAACAAGAUACGGUUCAAAAGCAUGCAUAUUGCAAGGAAAUAAAUACGCUCAUGAUAUUAUAGUUUGAAAAAAAAAUCAAAAAGCCUAAAUGCUACAAAUUCCAAAUUCCAUGCAAGGGAAAAGUGUGCAAGAAAUCUUGUUGAAUGUUGUAUAAAUUUUCUAAUUACUGUACGAAAUACAUGUAAUAGUACAAAAUAAGAAUGCUUUAUAUUUGAUAAUGUUUAGAGGGAUUUAGAUGUUAUUUUUCUUCUGGGAAACAAGGCCGGAUUUUGGUGGUUAAUUAAUUAAACGAAGUGGCUAUAUCUACGGGCCCGUAAACAGACUUCGCCAGGCUAUAUUUACGGCACUCUCGUUCUUAGUCACCAUACGGCCCGUAUUUAUCGUUAAAGUCAAAUUAAAACAAAAAUAACCCUAACCCCAAUCCUUCCCCUAACCUCUAACCCUAACCCCUAAAAAGUCAGUUGAGGUUGUUAUACAGCCAUGUUUUUAAAUACACAGUAUUUUAACAAGCAAAUUUACUGUCCUGAUAAAAACCGAUAGCAACUUUAUAAACAGAAGAUUAAAUGUAAAACUUAUCAGAACGGCGAACAUGCAGAUUAGGCCAUCUCAAAUAAUGAUAAUGUUGGGAUAGUAGCGCUUCAGACUGCAGAGGAGAUUGGGCAGCAGGGCUCUCUCAUGCACCACCCUAUGGAAAAAUAUGCAUCCCUUCUUGCAGAUAUGUUUAGAUCCACCACUGGAACUCAACUCUAAUAUACAAGGUGUCCCGAAUAAAAAUAUACCUUUUGAAAUCAAGCCUUUGUUGAAAUUUGAAUGCCUUAUUACAAUGCUGAACCCCAGAGCAUCUUUUAAGAAAUUACAACUACUGGAGCUUGGUCUCAAUGAGGGCCUUUUCCCCACACAGUUCAUACGGGUACAUAAAAUCACUCUGUGCUCAGGGGCAGUGCCAGCAAUAUUUGAAUAGGGUGGGUGUAGGUGAAAUAUUGCCUACUAAUUUCAUACGCUAAUUAGUAUUCCUUUUCAUCCAACUGGGAUUAGAUCAUAUGCCGACUACCUGACGUUCCACAACCUCUUUUUUAGCGCCGCCCCUGCCUGUGCUGACUUUUGUAUAAGAGGGAAUGUCGAGAAAGCAGGCAGAUGCAGCUUUUUCAACAAGGUUAACCUUUUACUAAUGAUCAAAAGGGCCCAGUUCAUCUGAAAAUCAUACUUCACUUUAUCGUGGGUUUUCUCCCGGUGCUCCGGUUUCCUCCCACAGGGAAAGUUGACAGG